AUGUCUCACUCUUGCGAACAUGAACAUCACCACGGUGGCCAUGGCCAUGAUGGUCACGAUGACCACGACCAUUCUCACGUCGCUCCAAUACCGACAAACGAAUCACAAUCAUUGAGGCAAUAUGUUGAUGUCUUCAAGUUAACAGGAUUAAACAUCGCACAACCAAAUGACAAGAUUCAAAAAGUUUUCAAAGACGGUGAUAAUAAAUACCAAGUAUCUGACUACAUAGAAUCAGAUGCUGAUGCACAAUUUAUCCUAAAUAUACCAUUCACUGGGAAUGUUAAACUCUAUUCAAUCAUUUUGAGAACAAAUGGUGAAGCAGCAAAUUGUCCAAAAACUAUUAAAUUGUUCAAAAACAAAACAAAUUUGGAUUUUGAUAAUAUCAAUGAUACAAAACCAACUUAUAAAAUCGAACAACCACAAGUUGGUCAUCUAGGUGAUGAAAAUGGAGAUGAUGUUGACGAAUCAUCAUUUGUUGAACAUUAUUUACCAAGAAAUUUGUUCCAAUCAACCACUCAAUUAUCACUAUUUGUUGAAAAUAACUGGGAAGAUGAUGAAGAUGAAUUAACAAAAGUUUACUACAUGGAGAUAAGAGGCAUGUUCACAUCACCAUUAAGUAAGGAUCCAGUUAUUACGCUAUACGAAUCAGCUGCAAACCCUGCUGAUCAUAAAAAUUUACUUGCUAAUGAAAUUGGUAACCAAGCUGGGUUUGAUUGA
This is a messenger RNA of Hansenula anomala, 717 nucleotides long. Its product is annotated as PITH domain-containing protein. Gene Ontology annotation, cellular component: nucleus. The coding region runs from base 1 to 717 and encodes 238 amino acids. The transcript has a single exon. The record is from RefSeq and is a predicted model, not a curated record. NCBI's taxonomy places the organism in Eukaryota, Fungi, Ascomycota, Saccharomycetes, Phaffomycetales, Wickerhamomycetaceae.